Sitodiplosis mosellana (orange wheat blossom midge) is the source of this 1329-nucleotide messenger RNA. It is a transcript of the gene GXIVsPLA2, whose product is annotated as group XIIA secretory phospholipase A2. The record is from RefSeq and is a predicted model, not a curated record. Gene Ontology annotation, molecular function: calcium ion binding; A2-type glycerophospholipase activity. Bases 281 to 961 code for a protein of 226 amino acids. Gene Ontology annotation, biological process: lipid catabolic process; phospholipid metabolic process; arachidonate secretion. NCBI's taxonomy places the organism in Eukaryota, Metazoa, Arthropoda, Insecta, Diptera, Cecidomyiidae. Gene Ontology annotation, cellular component: extracellular region. The transcript has 3 exons.
ACACCGAAAUGUCAUUCGACACCUAAAUCCGAUCCGAAAGAAAAAAAAGAAUCAAAUCCAAACAUGACUCAAUUAAAAUAAAUUUUGGUAAUAACAAGUAUUUGUGUCAGGAACAAAACAAGUAAAAAUUUUGUACAAAUUACGUGUAACCAUCAGGAAGUGAUCACAGAUAGUAGAAAAAAAAAUUACGACGAAAGAAAACUUGUGAUUGAGACCGAUCAAAAAUAGACAGAGAUACCGUUUUGGUGAUCAUUGAAAUCGAAAGAGCAAACAAUUAAAAAUGCAGGUGAACUAUAUGCGAAUCGCAAUUUAUGCGUUAACAUUUUUAACGUACGCUUACUCGGGCUAUGGCUCCAAUAUAAUCCACAAUUUGCGUGAUGCAAUCAUUGCGGCCGAAGCGGUGUUUGGGGAUGUCUUCAAAAAUCUCAUUCAUGUCGCACGCAAAUUUCAAACCGUUCAUUCAGUGUUUGAUGCAGCGGUCGAGGAAACGUGCGUGUUUAAAUGUCCUGGAGAUGUAUCGCCGGUUCGAAAUAAAUUCUACAUUCCAUCGGCCAAUGGAUGUGGUUCCUUGGGUUUGAAUAUCAAUACGGAAUACUUGCCAGCGGUUGAGAUGGAAAAUUGCUGCAAUGAUCACGACAUUUGCUACGACACAUGCAACAAGGAUAAAGAAUUAUGUGAUAUAGAAUUUAAGCGAUGCCUUUACAAUUACUGUGACACACAUGAAAAAUCAACGAUUGGAUCGGUAGUGGCGAAGGGAUGUAAAGCGGCUGCCAAAAUGCUAUUCACCGGCACAAUAACACUGGGCUGUCGAUCGUAUUUGGAUGCACAGGAACGAUCCUGUUACUGUGCACCGACCAGUUCCUCCUCAUCCAAAUCGGACAAAGACUACAAAAAUAAAGAUUAUAAAAAGUAUUCGAAAGGCAAAACACCUCCACCGCCUGGAUGGCGUAAUGAUCUGUAGUAUUUGCUAGGAAUUUCAUGGUUUUUCUGUAUGUACUGUUUGAACAAGCACGAUCGAUGGCAAUCCAUUUGGCAUCAUGUAAUUCUAUGUAAAUAGCGCCGACUCUCUGAGAUUAUUGAUAUUUUAACGUAAGCCAACAUGACUCCCAAAACAGCUAGUCCAAAGACAGACCGGUUACCUUCAUCAGACGAAUCCAAUUUUUUUUUAUUUAAACGGUGACAGUUAACACCCGAUUUUGACAUUCGGCCAAAUUUCGACUGAUCCAACUGAACGUUCAGUUUUGUCAAAUUGAAAUGUUGUUUUUGUUUUAUUUAAAUAAAUAAAAAGAAUGAUGAACGUUUUCAGAUUUUAAGCAACAUUUGUCUAAA